CGCCUGGCUCGUGUUGCGGUGUCGGGGUCGCGAGAAGCUUUUCUCUCCAUCUCUGUUCAAUUGGAGCAGGACUCGCGGUUUGCACGAGAGAGCUACGCAACGCGCUGACUGUGCGUGAAGUUGCGGAUCGGUCGAUGUUUGAAAGCGAGGAGGGGGAUAACAGACUGACAGAGCAGGGGGGGGAGCGCCAACACAUCUUGUCCCCAUAUCACCAGCGUCCGAUACACUCUCCGGUGCUCGUUUAACGGACAGCCAGGAGAUGGCUAGCCCCACAGCAGGUCGAGAAGUCCCGGAUGCUUCACCGCAGGACGAGCCGGAGGCGUCGGCUCAGCCCCAUCCCCAACCAGCCUGUCUGGAGGCUCAGAAAUGGAUAGAGGCUGUAACAGGGAAGAGCUUUGGAGAAAAGGACUUCCGCAGUGGACUGGAGAACGGCAUCCUGUUAUGCGAGCUGCUGAGUGAGAUCAAACCAGGGCUGGUCAAGAAGAUCAACAGACUGCCCACCCCCAUCGCUGGCCUGGACAACCUGUCUGUCUUCCUGCGGGGCUGUGAGGAGUUGGGCCUGAGGGGCUCCCAGCUGUUCGACCCCGGGGACUUGCAGGACACUUCCAUACGAGCUAACCUCAAGGACUCUGACUGCAACCGCAAACUCAAAAAUGUGCUGAACACUCUGUUCUGGCUGGGGAAGGCUGCCAGCGGCUGCGCCUCCUACAGCGGACCUACUCUCAACCUCAAGGAGUUUGAAGUGCUUCUGGCUCAAAUGAGGCUGGAAAGUGAUGAAAGUGGUGACGGUUCACAGAAGCGCAGUGUGAGGGACAGCGGCUACGACUGCUGGGACUCUGAGAGAAGUGACUCUCUCUCUCCACCACAACACACUCGUGACAACUCCCUAGACAGUCUGGACUCCAUUGGCUCUCGCUCACAGCACAGCCCUUCUCCUGAUGUGGUGAAUCGAGGCAACAGUGAUGGACGAGGCAGCGACUCGGAUGCUGAUGCCCCCAGCAGGAGGCCAGAUGUGAGGAAGGAUGACAUGUUGGCCAGACGGAGGCCAGCAGUGAAUCAAGAAGCUUCGUUCCCUUUAACCAGUUUCUUCCCAACCGAACCAACACCAGCUGCUACAUCCCCGCUCCACGCCGAAAAAACACAUACAGAGGAAGGAGAUCAGCGGAGCAGCAUCGUUACCGUGGCAGCAGAACCUCAGGCUUCGCUCUCCAGAGCCUCGACCCUCCUUAAGUGUGCCGGGCUGAGGGAGAGGCAGGGGGCGGAUGGAAGGCAAGAGGGACACAUGACGACCCCUAAAACCUCUGUGACAGAUGUUACAAAGCCCCUCUCUACUCCGUCGUCCAGUUCUGCCACUUCCCUAACUUGUAAACUGGAUAAGUCAAGUGUAGAGGAGAGAGUGGAGGAGAGAAAGACAGAAAUGAACGAAAGAAAGAAACCAUUCUGGCUGGACGACGAUGAUCUGCCUCCCAUCAUGGUGAGCCGGCGAGUUGCUUUUAUGUCUGAGGACACUGAGACCGUGAGCAUGAGUGACAUACUUAACGAGGAAGAGGUGGGACACUUACCGCCGCUGAGCCAAUCACGAAACGAGCGCAUGCACGAGCAGUACAACAACUCUCAGGAGGACGACGACCCCUGGAGAAACGACUUGGCUCGCUGGAAGAAUCGGCGUCGCUGUGCGUCACAGGAUCUGAUCAAGAAGGAAGAAGAGAGGAAGAGGAUGGAGAAAAGGAUGAAGGAGGAGGGAAUUGACAGUAACAAGAGGAAAAGCAUUAAAACCUACAAAGAGAUCGUAGAGGAGAAGGAGCGCAGAGAGCUCGAGUUGUGUGAAGCCUACAGGAAUGCAGGGACUCCAGAAGAGGCUGCCAUGGUUUUACAGCGCUACGCUCUUCGCUUCACCAUCAGUGACGCAACACUGGACAGCUUAAAACUGCCCAGAUCCACCUCAAAUUCUAAACAGGAACAUAAUCAGGCGGACAAGGAGAACACAUUGACUCCCACUAUUGAUGAAACAUCAGAACCGCCGCACAAACCAGAACAACCUGUGAUAAAAGAGCAGAGGCACACAGAGCCUGAAGACAUGGAAACAAAAAUAACUCAACGAGAGACGUCAGUUUCGGUCUCCUCCAGCUCCGGGUCACCUGGCAGCCCCCUCAGCCCCGUCACAAUCUCAGAAAAUGUCCCCCCUCAGUCCCUUAAACUAAAUGAGCCUCGAGCCAAACCGACAGAGUCUCCAACCACUCCGCAAAAACCACCAGCUGCAGAAGAAACAAAGCCUCAUACCAAUCACGCUCGGCCUCAGAUUGUUCAGGUGCAGCCUCACACCACACAGCCCACAUACACACUCCCCUCCCCCCAACCUGUCUCCCCCCGACCCGUCCCCCUGCUGGCAGCCAAACCCUACUGCCAGCCCAGGAGCACACAGUCCGGACACAAACCCGUCAAGAUGGACGGGUUGGUGCGAGUAAAUGGAGAGGUGACUGAAGAUGUACCUUGUUCCACUCCACCUACCUCUGCUCUGCACUCGCCAUCAAAGGUCAAAGAUGUUCCCUCGGAGCAGAAGGAGGAAGAAGUUCCCUCCAAACAGACGGAGAAAGACGCUCCCUCAGAGAAGAUUUCCACUAAUCACGAGAAGGUGGAGCACACGCCUUCUCGGCAGAGAGAAAAGCCAACAUCGUGUUUAGGCUCUGCCAUCAGCUCCCUGAUUGGAGGCAGAAACUGUACCACCACCACCACUAUUGUGACGGAGCUCACACAUACGGAGCCACAUCACCCAGAUAUCCACAGCAAUGGACAGGCAAUAUCACAGGUCAACGGUACUUCUUGGUUAUCCAGUCCAGUGGAGGAGAACAAGUCUCAGUCGGCUACAUCAUCCUACAGCAUGCAGGAUUAUUCUCCCACUGUCACAGAGGGGCUUGAGGAGAGCAGUGUGACUAUUGAGACCCCCAUGUUGAACUUGGCUAAACGUGUUAAUCACUGGGUCUGGGACCCCAAUGAGGAACGUAAACGCCUGGAAAGUUGGCAACAGGAGCAGGAGCGCCUCCUUCAGGAGCAAUACCAGAAAGAACAGAAGAAGCUGAAGCAGGAGUGGGAGAAAGCUCAGCUGGAGGUGCAGGAGGAGGAGAGAAAACACAACGAAGAGGAGAGAAAGAUCCUAGAGGAGACGGUGACACCUUUAAAUCCCACCGGCUUGUUAAACCAGCAGCCGGUCCAGACAGGGACGACUUCAUCAGCGACAGAAAACAACGCGGCAGAAGGAGGAAACGUUCCUCCACAGCAAAACGGCCAAAGAAGGGAAGCGACCGACGACCAGCAUGAAUCCAAGCUGCAUUUUUUCCAGGAUUCUCCAUGUGAUGGCGAGCCUUCAAAGAAACAGGAACUGUGGAAGACGGCCUCUCUGGACCGCAAACCUCAGCUAAACCAGUCACAGUUUGUUAAAAGGUCUGAAUCACAUGAUGCUGUAACAAGCAAGCCUCCCCCCACAUCACCUCAGCCCCCCUCACCCACCAGGUGUGUGAGUGGGAGGAGACUCUGUUCUGGUUGUUCUCAACCGCUGGGCAAAGGAGCCGCCAUGAUCAUCGAUACACUCGGGCUGUUUUUCCACGUACAGUGUUUUAAGUGUGCAGUGUGUGAAGGCCAGCUGGGUGACGCCACUGUAGGAACUGAUGUCCGUAUUCGUAACGGACUGCUGAGCUGUCAUGAGUGCUAUAUCGCAUCUCGAGGCAGAGGUCAGCCCACCACACUAUGAUGACCUGGAUGUGACCUGGAACCCCUCACUAUCCCUGUCAGUGAUUUUGGACUUUCUGGAAUAGUCCUGAAAUGCACAAACAGCUUUAUGGAUGUCACUGAGAGCAAACACUGGACUGACAUAUGGACUGGGUUACAAAACCUCACACACACAUACAGUACACAGUGUGUGUGAUUAAUAACUGAACACGUGCAUACACUUUACUUAAUAUGUGUAGCAUGGAUGUAAUCAAGAAAUCAGUGUAUUUUGACAUGAAGCACAUCCAUAUAUAGCACAGUUAAGAUAUGGCAUUACAUUUGUCCAUCAUUCCUAAAGCCAGCAAGGGGAGAUUUGCAGCACAGAAAUACAUAAAGCACAUAAACUAUAUUUUGAAAACAAAUUAUAUGAAAGAAUAAGUUAUUUCCUUAGAUUUCAUUUCAUCUCCAAUCACAAUGCUUCCGUAAGAAUAAGAUAGGGAGUGAUUUUACAUUUCAAGCCACCAGCCAUGACCUCAUCGAAUUAUGAAAACGGCAAAGCGAACUGAGUGAGUGAGUUAUCAGUGCACGUUUAUAUGGAUAAAAGAAGACAUGCUAAUUCAUUUAUUGAGCAAAUAAUAGAUGGUAAAAAAUAACUCUUUCAGUCUUGCAUUUGUGUAUAAUUUUCAUUGCUCUAAAUCUCCAAGUGCUCGACCAGAAAUGAGGCAAAAACUGCAUUUUAUAGACGCUAACAUAAGGAUCUGUUUUGUCACAAGCUCACAUGUGAUGCUAGAAGCUGAAACAGUCUCAAAUUCCUGAUUCAUCAACUCUGCUUCUGCACUGAUCAAGUGACUGGAUUACCUGAAGUAGCUUGACCAUUAUAAUGCCUUACUCAUCAUAAUACUUUCUCAUUCUUUUUUGUGUUUUGUGUUUACAGUUUUGCAUGAAAGAAGAACAUUAUAUAAGUUAUUGUGAGUAUUGCUCAGAUGGAGUAGUGUGAGUUUGACGUUGUUAUCAUCUCAACAGCUGAACUUUGACUUUCCUCUUGUAUGUUGUACAUCAUCAUGAUAUUUUGUAAUUGCUUUGGGAAUCUGGCAAACUUACACAACCUUUUUUUCUCUUUAUAAUUAAUUUUACAGGAAUGAGAAUGCAUGUUAAUAAUUAUAUAAUUGUUGUUCUUUGGAUUUUUAAAUAUUUUCCCUUUAGGAUGUUUUAGCCAUUGUUUAUUCUCAUAGACUGACUGCAUCUGAAUCAGUGCCUUAUGUAAUGAAUGCGAGGGUUUGGGUAUGUGCCGGAGUGAUUCACACUCACACCGACCACUUGGUCUCAGCACAUUGUGUGUUUGUCUGUGUGUGUGUGUGUUUGUAUGAAAUAAUGCAUGUAUAGAUUUGAAUGUGAUGUCUGUUUUGACUUGGAGCACAGUUCCAUACCAGCAAAAAACAUUUUAAAAGGAUCUCCCAAUCACCUGCUGUUCUCUUCCAUAUCCUCCCAUGAGCUAAACCAAUGACACAAAGUGAUUUGCUGCUUCCCUGUUAAUAAUUCUCCCGUAUAAUGACAGUUUCACAAAGCCCUAUAAUCUCUCCUCAUCUGCCUCUAUCACAAGUGUUGCCUCCCCAGAGUCUGAGCUGAACGCCUCUCUCCUCUGUGUGUCUCUGAACAGCUGACAGCGUCUUCAUCACUCAGAGGAAGAGAGCGCUCAGUUCUUUUAUAGCAAGUGUAUGUUUAUCAAUAAAAUAUUUUAAAUGGGA
Trematomus bernacchii (emerald rockcod) is the source of this 5447-nucleotide messenger RNA. Its product is annotated as LIM and calponin homology domains-containing protein 1-like. The record is from RefSeq and is a predicted model, not a curated record. Gene Ontology annotation, cellular component: stress fiber. Gene Ontology annotation, biological process: positive regulation of stress fiber assembly; regulation of focal adhesion assembly. Gene Ontology annotation, molecular function: myosin II head/neck binding. Lineage: Eukaryota; Metazoa; Chordata; Actinopteri; Perciformes; Nototheniidae.